Messenger RNA from Didymella exigua CBS 183.55, 243 nucleotides. RefSeq lists its product as uncharacterized. Bases 1 to 243 code for a protein of 80 amino acids. The record is from RefSeq and is a predicted model, not a curated record. The transcript has 2 exons. NCBI's taxonomy places the organism in Eukaryota, Fungi, Ascomycota, Dothideomycetes, Pleosporales, Didymellaceae.
AUGCUGCAUGAAAAUGCGCUUCAACGUGCUCAGAUCCAUGAGCUUGAAGAGCAGUUAGCAGAGAUAACUAAGCGGAAAUCACGCAAAAGGAAGCGGAUCCAGCAGGGUGGUACUAUGGAAAGAGUUGUGGUGGUGGUGAUCAAGAAAGAGCCCAACCAGCUCUACGGCGCUGUGGGAACUGUAGCAAGACUGGGCACAACGCGCGAACGUGUAAAAAGGAUACAGAGGCAUCUUCUGAAUUAG